This is a messenger RNA of Pogonomyrmex barbatus (red harvester ant), 872 nucleotides long. RefSeq names its product dihydrofolate reductase (gene Dhfr). Gene Ontology annotation, molecular function: NADP binding; dihydrofolate reductase activity. Gene Ontology annotation, cellular component: mitochondrion. NCBI's taxonomy places the organism in Eukaryota, Metazoa, Arthropoda, Insecta, Hymenoptera, Formicidae. Gene Ontology annotation, biological process: folic acid metabolic process; dihydrofolate metabolic process; tetrahydrofolate biosynthetic process. The record is from RefSeq and is a predicted model, not a curated record.
UUUCUUAACUAUAUCAAAAUAUGUUAAAUAACCAAAAAUUUAACAGUGCUACUAUAUAGUCCAGAACUGCUGCACCAGAUUUAUUCAAGAGGAUAUUUUAGCAUGUCACAUAAAUUGGAGCUGAUUGCCGCAGCAUGCGAAAAUAUGGGUAUUGGAAUAAAUGGCGAUUUGCCUUGGCGUUUGAAGACGGAAAUGGCAUUCUUCACGCGUAUGACAACUGAAACAAAUCAUACAAAUAAAAAGAAUGUCGUACUUAUGGGCCGACGCACGUGGGAAUGCAUCCCCGACAAAUAUCGACCUUUGAAAGACCGUAUAAAUAUGGUGCUAACUUCGAAAUCAUUGGAUUAUGGAAAUGAGACAAUAACAUGCAAAAGUAUAUCACAUGCUUUUGAUAUAAUCACACAAAUGCAGAAUCAAAUAGAAAGGGUAUGGGUAAUAGGAGGAAGUAGCGUGUACAAGAGCGCCAUGGAAUCUCCAUAUUUUGGACGUUUGUAUCUAACGCGUAUAAAGAAAAAAUUUGAAUGUGAUACUUUCUUUCCUCCAAUUCCAAACGACUUUGUGUUAAUUGAGGAUCCAACAAUACCACAAGGCAUACAAAAAGAAAAUGGAAUUGAAUUUGUAUACGAAGUAUAUGAAAGAAGAUAAAUAGCAGAAUUACUUCUUCCAACCAUAUUCAUAUUAUAGAAAACCUAUUUUUUUUUUAUAAAAUAUAUUUUUCACUUUAAUAAUUAAAAAUGACUGCAAAACUUAUUAUGGAUGUGAUCAGUUAUAAUUCUAAUACAUAAUAUAUAAUUGAUAAUUAUUUUUAUACAAUAUUUUCAACACUUUAUUGAUAGCAGAUAAGGAUGUUAUAAAAUAAAUCAUGUUUCUCA